This is a messenger RNA of Exophiala viscosa, 1606 nucleotides long. RefSeq names its product DnaJ protein, subfamily C, member 9. Gene Ontology annotation, molecular function: heat shock protein binding. Lineage: Eukaryota; Fungi; Ascomycota; Eurotiomycetes; Chaetothyriales; Herpotrichiellaceae. Gene Ontology annotation, cellular component: nucleus; cytoplasm. The record is from RefSeq and is a predicted model, not a curated record. The transcript has a single exon. The coding region runs from base 215 to 1159 and encodes 314 amino acids.
GCACGUGUAAGUGGUACAACGCGUCUUUUCGGGGCGCGUCCUCCAACAGACCUUAAUUAAAACCCAGCAUACCCAUGGGCGCAGGCCGUCUCAAUAAACCUCGAUAUUGACAGCACUCCUACGUACACAAGCUUCUGAUUUCUUCUCUACCGUCUCAUAUUCCACGUACACUGGUACACGAUCAUACAAUUUCUUCUCCCGCAAGUCUCUCAUCAUGGCUCGUAAAGCCAAGUCGAGGCCAGAACCUGCUGAAGAACCGGAGCAGCAAGACGGCACCGACGCCGAGGAAGAAGACCUUUCUGUGGCAGAUCCUCCUACGGUCGAGCCCUACGAUGUUCUCCAAGUCUCCCAGACAGCAACACCAGAUGAUAUCAAGUCAGCUUACCGCAAGCUCGCACUUAAGCACCAUCCUGACAAAGCCCAGCCAGAGGAUCGAGAAUCUGCGCGCGAGAAAUUCCAAGAGAUCGCAUUCGCAUACGCUAUCCUCAGCGAUGAGCGUAGACGCAAACGCUACGACGCCACUGGUAACACCGCAGAGAGUGCGAACAUCGAAGAUGACGACUUCGAUUGGGCCGAUUUCUUCCGAGAGCAGACUGCUGCCAUGGUCAAUGCAGACAUGAUUGAGCAAGUCAAACGGGAGUAUCAAGGAAGUGAGGAGGAGAGGGCGGAUGUGCUGGCAGCCUACGAAGAAGGCGAAGGUGACAUGGACGCAGUAUUCGAAAGUGUCAUGUGCAGUGAAGUCUUGGUGGACGAAGACCGUUUCAGACAAAUGAUUAACGAAGCAAUCGCCAAGGGCGAGGUCGAAGCGCAUGUAAAGUUCACCAAGGAAGGAAAGAAGAGCCGUGCCAGAAGACGGGCGAAUGCGAAGCAAGAAGAGCAAGAAGCACGAGAAUACGCUCGCGAGCUUGGCGUAGAGGACAAGCUGUUUGGCAAGAAGGAUGCCCCAAAGAAGAAGGCGAAAAAGGCAGAGGACGAUACCGAUGCGCUGCAAGCACUCAUCCAACAACGCCAACAGUCCCGCGCGGAGAACUUCUUCGAUGACCUGGAGGCCAAGUAUGGCGGAGGUGCGAAGAAGAGCAAGCGGAAGACCAUGGAUGAGCCACCAGAGGAAGCAUUCCAGAAGAAUGCAAAGAAGGGCAAGAAGAGCGCAAAGGCUUGAACCCGCACUUGCGGCUGAUUGCAUCUUGCAUAUUCCUGCACAGUUUUCGACAAGCGUGGCGUUUGGUGCUCUGGGCUUUUGCUUACACGAAGGACUUUCUGGACAUCAAAAGCAUCUGGGGAUAUUAUGCUAAUGAAAUUGAACGAAGAGGGCUGACUCUCAUCUAACGGGCUGACGUUGUGUUGGCGCUUUUGAGUGGCGGGAGCGGCGCAUAAAUGAUGAGAUGGGCUCCUAUGCGGGCUUGGUCUCUCAGAUGGGUAUCUACAGGUAGCUUACCACAUAGCUCAACGAACAGGAAUUGGACCUUUCUAUUCCUGUCCUCGAUUGUGUUGAUAGAACAACGAGAUGGAAGAGAACUUGCUGCACAAUCAUACAAUGCAGGCAGCUCUCCGCACUUUUCGAUUGCCAAUAGUGUCCGUGGAUAAUGCGGCAAACACAUGUUACCUG